This is a messenger RNA of Capronia epimyces CBS 606.96, 2082 nucleotides long. RefSeq lists its product as uncharacterized. Bases 1 to 2082 code for a protein of 693 amino acids. NCBI's taxonomy places the organism in Eukaryota, Fungi, Ascomycota, Eurotiomycetes, Chaetothyriales, Herpotrichiellaceae. The transcript is spliced from 3 exons. The record is from RefSeq and is a predicted model, not a curated record.
AUGCCGCCGUUCAAGGAUGAGCAUGUGCUCAUCAUUGCACCAGGUUCGCAAAUCACAGCGGCGCAACUUGGCUUGCCCGAGUCCUUCACCCCUCCACGAUAUCGUUUUCCCACUCGCAUGUUCCCGGGAACCAAGCCUGAUGAAUGGGAACCCGUCAAAAUUCGCCCGAAACCCACGCCCCUCCCAGGCCCUGCGGAACCUACGAGCAGCGGAGAACCGGGCGAUACUGACCAGCCAAAUGGACAAGCAACAAACGGCGAUUUGCCCAGCAGCGAACAAGCCAACGGCCACCCGGUGCCUUCUGAAGAUGUAGAGAUGAAAGAGGCGCCAGCGGGAGAAGAGACUACAGCCGCUACAAACCCAGCCUCAGAAGCACCCCCCAAGGAUACACCGCAACAAGAAGCCUCACAGCAAGACGUCCCACCGGACGCUCCACCAGAUGCAGACGAUGAGACGACGGAAACGUUCGAAGACGAUCUUUGGUCUACUGAAGGCGCCGUCUAUCCCAUUCGCGAAGGUCGGAUAGAGAAUUGGUCUUGCUUCUUCGCUCUACUAUCACACAUCUACAAUAUGAUGUCUCCUCCGUUCCACAUGCCGGUUCUUUUUGUCGCACAGCCGUGCUGGACCAGUAGAGAUCACGAGAGGAUUACUCAAUUUGUUUUCGAAACUUGGAAGGUUCCUGCCUUUUGUCUCAUGGAUGCCGCGCUGACGGCUUGUUAUGCCUACGGGGUUCCGACGGCCUUGGUAGUCGAUGUCGGCCAUGGAAAAUGUGACGUGACGGCGGUGACAGACUUUCAGGUCAAUGACAUUGGUCGUGGCAUCGCCAUACCAGAUUGCGGUGGUCAUGCCAUGACCAAGCGGUUGCAGCAGGUACUGGAAAGUGAUGCCUUUACCGAAGACAUGGCAGAGCAGUUGAAGAGGAGCCCUAUCUGCGAGAUCCUCCCUACGGGAGUAGAGGUUCCCCAAGGGAUUUCCAAUGAUGCAGCUCCCAACCCUGCCGCUGCCGCUUCCACCGGAGCACUGGAUUCGGGUAUCAAUGCCAAAGAUGUUGACGGCCUACGACCUGGUCAAGCACCGAGAGGCCCUGGGAUAGGUACCAUGGUCGGUGAAGAGGGGCUAAACGGUAACGAAGAGGAAAACGAUGGUGUUCUCGACGUCGCUGCUAUUGUUGCGCGGGACAACGCGGCUGAAUUACUCGCAAGGCGUGAAAAGGAGAAGGCUGAGAAGGCUGCGGCGAAGAAAGGAGCUGCAGCUGAUGGCCUCAAAAUAGUCCGGCUGAGGAACUCGGAGAGGGAACGGGCUUCAUUCACAUACGUGGACUUCCUGCCAAUCGAGGAACCCGCAACGACCGACGGUGAGCAGAAAGGUCGAAAGAGAAAGCGCGAGAUCGAGGUUGGCGUGGAACGAUUCAUGGCUGGCACACCACUUCCAGGGGUGGGAGAGGGAGUGAUUGACACUAUCGCGGAGGCGAUCCAUCACGCCGUUCUGAGCGUCCCCGACAUAGCUCUGAGGUCGACGCUGUGGGAGAAUCUGAUCAUUCUCGGCAAUGGAAGCCGCAUCAGAGGCUUUACUCCAUCCUUACUAUCCGUCCUCCAUACCCGAUACGUCCUCUCACCCUCCACUGCAACCAUUUUCACCUCGGAGCUUCCUUCGAAUUUCACAACCCCUGUUGCCACGCCUGGCACGAAUACACCUAUUCCCGGACAAGGUGGCCACACUCUACACCACCCGGGCCCUCACGGGGUCAAUCCUCUCUUGGUAGCGGCGACCAAGAAUAUGAUGCAACCCAAUCAACAUCUGCCAGUCCCUGGGCAACCUGGCUCCGUCCUAGAUCCUGGCAUACACCACAUACACCGAGGCUUCAGCCAGACUCCGAAUUCCAUCAAGAUGGUCAAGGCGCCUGAUUACUUCCCCGAAUGGAAGGAUCCAAGUGUACAUGGCAUGGAGGAGGCGGGUUUCCUGGGAGCACAGGUGGCGGCGAAGGUGGUGUUCAUUGUUGACCAAGGGAAUAGUAAAGGUUUCCUGACGAGAAGUGAGUACAACGAACUCGGACCGACGGGCAUCCAUGACUGCGCCAUCUAG